AUGUUUGCAGUGGCGAACGCAAGAAAGAAGUACCAGUUGAGAGUUGAGACAUAUUCAGGAACUGCUGGCGACUCUCUUACUCAUCAUCGUGGCUAUCCCUUUACGACUAAGGAUCAGGUCAAUGACGGCUAUGACGGUAACUGUGCUAAGGAAUUUAAAGGAGCCUGGUGGUACAUAGCCUGUGAUAGCUCAAACCUCAACGGUUUCUAUCAUCAUGGGCGGCACGCAUUGUAUGCUGAUGGAGUCAACUGGUUUCGAUGGAAAGGUUACCACUACUCUGCGAAGAGGGCUGAGAUGAAAGUCAGACCAGUGGAGUUCUAG
This is a messenger RNA of Stylophora pistillata, 321 nucleotides long. RefSeq names its product techylectin-5B. The record is from RefSeq and is a predicted model, not a curated record. NCBI's taxonomy places the organism in Eukaryota, Metazoa, Cnidaria, Anthozoa, Scleractinia, Pocilloporidae.